AUGUUGUUAAGAAGAUCCAUAAUGCUUUUUAGUCCUUGUCUAAAAUCAAAUGCAAGAUUUUUGAUCUAAAGGCCAAGAUAUUAUUUUGGAGAUCAGAGAAAAGAAAAUCCAUUGAGUGAUUUAGAAUAAAAACCUCCCCUUACGAAGGAUGAAGUCAAAGAAACUUUAAAGGGUUAAGAGCCUGAAGAAGAGGAAGACAUUUCUAAGAGAUCUAAUGUGCUUCUAUAUUCAUUUGGUGCCAUAGGAUUAAUGUUGGGAUAUGUGUUUAUGCAAAUAACUCAAAUGGGAUAUUAAAAUAAAUCUAAACCUGUAGAAAUGACAGUCAAACACAAAGGGAAGGCAUAAAUAGGCGGACCAUGGAAAUUAUUGACUACAGAUGGAAGAGUUAUGACAGAUUAGGACUUAAAAGGAUCAUAUUAUAUGAUAUAUUUUGGAUUUUGUAAUUGCCCGGAUAUUUGUCCUGCAUCACUUCUAAAACUCUCAAAGGCAUUAUAAAGGAUUAGAUAGUUACCAGAGGGAAAACUUUUUAAUUUAAAAACUAUAUUUGUAUCAGUUGACCCUGAUAGAGAUUCAGGAGAGAGAGUUGACAGAUUCCUAUCUCAUUUUGAUAAGAGUAUAAUAGGAUUAAGGGGAAGAUCAAAUGAUGACCCUGAACUAAAAGAGGCAAUGAGAAAUUUUAAAAUUUAUGCAUCGAAAAUCAAAUUCUAAUAAGAAGAUGAAAAGACAAAAUAGACUACAGAUUAAUAUACAAUUGAUCAUACAAUCAUAACUUACUUAAUGGAUAGUGAGAAUAAUUAUGUGACACAUCUUGGAUCAAAUUUGGGGGAAUUUGAUUUGGCAAGAAUAAUUGUGGAAAAGAUUCUAGAAAAUGAGAGAGAAAAAAUGUAAAAUUGAUAUUAAAUUUAUCUAAGUAUUAAGCAUCAAAGAGUAAAUAUAUUUGGUUUA
Paramecium tetraurelia is the source of this 945-nucleotide messenger RNA. RefSeq lists its product as uncharacterized. Gene Ontology annotation, biological process: mitochondrial respiratory chain complex IV assembly. The record is from RefSeq and is a predicted model, not a curated record. NCBI's taxonomy places the organism in Eukaryota, Ciliophora, Oligohymenophorea, Peniculida, Parameciidae. The transcript is spliced from 3 exons.